UUUGGUCGUCCUAACGACCUUAUGCACUUCCUUAGGGACUUUUUGGCGCCAGCGGUCAUGUCCAUAUCGGUGUUUCAUUCAUAGCACACGGUUUCACUAGCAUGCUGUUACUGUAUGGCAGCGGAAGUUAGAUUAGAGUAGUUGAGUAAUCAUGGGUUCAAGUUUUCUCUGCCUUUGUGCGAUCAGCGUGAAUCAAAGCAUGGUUACACUGACUAAGACAAGAGCCUUCAAGCCAGGGAAAGUGUGAAAUGCUUGUGCGGGAGAAGCACGGUUUCCUCGCUCUUCAACACAAGGAACAUAAAUACUCGUCCAACCUACACCAAAACAAAGGAAAAAUAAAUAUUCACACUCUAUCUUUCACACACUCCUUUAUAAAGCCGCCUUUUUCACUUUGUACCCCUUGUUGUUGACAUUCCUUUCUUUCACAUACUUUUACCUUUUCACACAUAAUAUUCAUGUUUCAAUUGCUCAAUUCUUUGUUUGGUCGUCAGCAGCACGAGCAGGAACAACAGGCUCCAGCUUGCCCUGAAUUGCAUACACCCAAUAUUUCACUGUCUCACCGAUUUUAUUCUGGCUUGAGACGGCUGUUAUGCCCAUCUUCAACCAUUAUUGAAGUGUCAUGGGAUGACGGCAAAACCUGGUUACCUCUUGAUCGUGACAACUCUAAACAAAUCGACAGAGUUCGCUCAAAGCAAACGAUUUCCUGCGUGGAUAUCCGUAACGAUCGUAACCUUUGUAAACAUUUGACACAUGAAGGCGCCGAUGUCAUGAUCAAAGUCUGGCUCAAGGACGAACCCUUGGAAGAAGAUGAAACUGAUAACGAUCAAAUGCAACAAGCCAAAUGGACGGUACGACGCGUCAAGGGCUGGAAGAAAGAGACCCUCGGAAGUGCCAAAGUUCCCGUCAAUGAUUUCCAGAACACCAAAUGGAUCUAUCUUCCAGGCCCUCCACAGUAUGAAGAUUCGGCGUCGCCCGUACCUUCCUUUCGUGUCGAUUCAGCCGUCGCGUCCAUACAUGAGAGCAAGUCAACAUUGGAUAUCAAAGCUUUGGCGUCUAAGCCUUCGUACGAAUUCACUUUUCAAUGCCCCCUUCCAUCUCACUAUCAGUACCCUACUCAAGUCAAGGCCAUAUCAAGAAAAGGCUCACGAAAUCUCCUCCACAAGAUCAGCGCUUCGUCUCUGCAAUCCACCCAGUCGGACUUUGACAGUGAAUUGGAAUCUUGCGGUUGGAGACUUACUCAGAUGCAGUGUCACCCACAUUUUGACAUGAUUAAACCUUUACGCUACACCACCAUUGAAUCCUACGGUGCUGUUGAAGGGGUUCUUGCCUGCUAAACAUAACGAAGAAGUAUACCCUCCUCCACCACCGAGACAACCAUCUCGUUCGCUCAUCGAUGAAAGGUCUUUUUAUCAAUCUGUAUUUAUAUCACUGCCAUUUUUUGCUUGACUUUGAGUUUCAAAAGAAAUAAAAAAAAAAAAGUUUACAACGGAACGAAGUGUCCGUUCAUCUCAUACAUGAUUAUUUUCACA
Messenger RNA from Umbelopsis ramanniana AG, 1529 nucleotides. RefSeq lists its product as uncharacterized. Lineage: Eukaryota; Fungi; Mucoromycota; Umbelopsidomycetes; Umbelopsidales; Umbelopsidaceae. The coding region runs from base 456 to 1334 and encodes 292 amino acids. The transcript has a single exon. The record is from RefSeq and is a predicted model, not a curated record.